This is a messenger RNA of Equus quagga, 2435 nucleotides long. It is a transcript of the gene THEM6, whose product is annotated as thioesterase superfamily member 6. The transcript is spliced from 2 exons. The record is from RefSeq and is a predicted model, not a curated record. NCBI's taxonomy places the organism in Eukaryota, Metazoa, Chordata, Mammalia, Perissodactyla, Equidae. The coding region runs from base 285 to 911 and encodes 208 amino acids.
CGCUCGGCGCGCGGCCCUGUGCCCAGCCCGCCCCGGGGAACGCGAGGGCGGUGCCGGCGGUGGUGGCGGGACGCACCACUGCGGGCGCGGGGGGCGCCGGUGGUGGGGAGCGGGACUCCAGCCUGGGGGGCCAGCGGCCUCGGCGCGUCCGCCCCUCAGCCGGCCUAGCGAGGUGGUUCGCUCCGGCCGCACGGCGCUCGCCGGUUCCCAAGCGGGCGGGCUGGGCGCCGGCAGCAGCGCAGCGCGGACCGGCUGGCACCGGCGCCACGGGCUCUGCCGCCGCGAUGCUGGGGCUGCUCGUGGCGUUGCUGGCCCUGGCGCUCGCCUACUUCGCGCUGCUGGACGGCUGGUACCUGGUACGCGUGCCGUGCGCCGUGCUGCGCGCGCGCCUGCUGCAGCCGCGCGUCCGCGAUCUGCUGGCCGAGCAGCGCUACGCGGGCCGCGUGCUGCCCUCGGACUUGGACUUGCUGCUGCACAUGAACAACGCUCGCUACCUGCGCGAGGCCGACGUGGCGCGCGCCGCGCAUCUGGCCCGCUGCGGCGUGCUCGGGGCGCUGCGCGCGCUCGGGGCGCGCGCGGUGCUGGCCGCCUCGUGCGCGCGUUACCGCCGCUCGCUGCACUUGCUGGAGGCUUUCGAGGUGCGCACCCGACUGUUGGGCUGGGACGACCGCGCCUUCUACCUGGAGGCGCGUUUCAUCAGCCUGCGUGACGGCUUCGUGUGCGCGCUGCUGCGCUCCCGCCAGCACGUGUUAGGCACCUCGCCGGAGCGUGUCGUGCAGCACUUGUGCAAGCGCAAGGUGGAGUCCCCAGAACUGCCGGAAGACCUCCAGCACUGGAUCGCCUACAACGAGGCCAGCAGCCAGCUGCUCCGGGCUGAGAGUGGGCUCAGCGAUGUGGUCAAGGACCAGUGACCACCUCACACUGACCGCCAGCUUCCACCUGAGGGCAGUUGCCCAGCCAUCCCCGCCUGCCAGGAGGCAGAGAGUGCAGAUCAGGCUGGCCGGGCUGGGCUCUCUCUGAGCUGGAGUGGACUUGUGACCAGCCCAGCCCCCUUCACCCACUUGGCUCCCUCCCGCCACCCCCAUUAUUGAUGCCCCUCGGUGCCUCACCCCAUGCUGGGCACAGGACAGGGCGACCCAGGUGUUCCGACCUAGCUCUGCCCUCAGAGUGGAAUCGAUGGGCAAAGUGGGAGGCCCAGGGCCCUUGGUGUGUGAACUGUGGGUGAGGUGCCCCGGCCCCACCCUGAGGUGAAGCCAGGGUUCCGUGGACCCACGUCUGGAGAGUGCUUGGAGCGGAGGAACCAGCUAGAGCCCCCUGGAGCCUCAGAGCCCAGAGUCCGAGCUGGUGUGGGGCGCCCGGCAGGUGUGAGGCCAGAGCUGUCCUGGGCGCAGGGCUGGGGCCUGAGUCAGGCCCGCGAGGGGCUGUGAAGGGUCAAAGCAGCACUUCAAGGCAGAUCCCUCUGGCUGUGGGCGAGGGCAGGGUGGGCCCAGGGCGGAGUCUGGGGGGUCAGGGGCCAGGCCGAAUGACCAAAGGGCCCUCAGGAGGGAGGCCUGGCCUCCUGAGCUCCCCAGGAGCAGGGGUGGGAGGGGGCAGGACCUGCAGCUGAGACUUGCAGCCAGAGAGUGUGCCAGGACCAGGGUUGGCCGGACAGCGCAGGGGCUUCUGUGGAGCUGGUGAGCUUCCUGUCGCUGGGGGUGUCCUAAUCGGGGCCUGCUGCCGAGAGGGGAACAGAGCAGGGAGUGGGAUUCUGCUUGGGCCCCCUCUAUACCCUGCCCUCGCCUGUCUGCACCCCAUAGGGUCUCACUGUGUGGCUAUGGAUGGGGUCCAGCCAUCUCUGCAGCUCCAGCACCUCAGUCGUCAGUGGUCCCACUGGGGCUGUCCUUGCCUGACCCCCUGCCCUGCUGUCGAUUUUUUCCUUCCUCUCCCAAAGGGGGCCUGUCCUGGCAGCGGCUCUCGGGGCUCCCUGAUGGGGUCACCAGGCUGCGGGGACACCAGCCGUGGCCACCCGCUCCUGCCUAAUCCCUCGCCUUCCAGCUGGGGAAAGGGAGGCCUGGAGAGAAGCAGGGACUGGUCUGGGGCCUCUGAGAGUGCCGAGGGCAGAGCAGGGGCAUGCCCUGGCCCAGGACUCUGCCACCAGCCUAGCUCCCUGGGGACACUGGGGUCAGGGCCCUGGGUGUGGGGUUGCUGCCUGCCCAUGUGUGCAGCUGCUCUGGGCAGGGUGCCCACCUGCCUGUGCCCCUGCCGCCCAUGGGGCAGGCCAGAGCAGCUGGAGCCCAGAACCACUUCCUUGCUGCCCUGUCCAGGAACCCCACCGCUGGCUGGAGCCGGGAGCACAGCCACACCCCGAUUUCUCACCUGCCCCUCCACGCUGUCACCUGCCUUAUAGCCGCCAUGGGAAAGCUGCAAUGUUUCUGUUUUGUUUAAAGAAAGCCCAG